Messenger RNA from Gryllus bimaculatus (two-spotted cricket), 2664 nucleotides. The record is from the annotation of a GenBank genome assembly. Lineage: Eukaryota; Metazoa; Arthropoda; Insecta; Orthoptera; Gryllidae.
AUGCUACUGCUACUGCUACUGCUACUGCCUACUGCUACUGCCUACUUAAGCUACUGCCUACUGCCUACUGCUACUGCUUACUGCUACUGCUACUGCUACUCUACUGCUACGCACUCUACUGCUACUGCUACUGCUACUGCUACUGCUACCUUGCUUACUGCUACUGCACUGCUACUGCUACUGCUACUGUACUGCUACUGCUACUGCGACGCUACUGCUACUGCUACUGUACUGCCUACUGCCUACUGCUACUGCUACUGCUACGCUACUGCUACUGCCUACUGCUACUGCUACUGCUUAACUGCUACUGCUUACUGCUACUGCUACUCCUACUGCCUACUGCUACUGCUACCGGAUACUGCUAUGCUUACUGCUACUGCCUACUGCUACUGCUACUGCUAUGCUACCUACUGCUACUGCUCUGCUGACUGCUACUGCUAUGCUACUGCUACUGCUACUGCUACUGCUAUGCUACUGCCUACAUGCUACUGCUACUGCUACGCUACUGCUACUUUAACUACUUUGGAGGAACGAGUGGAAAACACAUCAACGCCAAGCAUAGGCAUCGACCCUAGUGACAUCGACCCUAGAGGCAUCGACCCUAGAGACAUCGACCCUAGAGGCAUCGACCCUAGAGACAUCGACCCUAGUGACAUCGACCCUAGCCUGCGCUUUGGAAUGCUGCAAGCCAAGCUGGGCCUGGCCACGCUGCUCUCUCGCUACGAGUUGGCCCCGAGCCCUCGCACCCCGCACCCGCUCACGCUGGACCCCAGGGGUUUCGUCAUCACGUGCAAGGGCGGCGUCUGGGUGCGCCUCGUCCCCAGGAAGGCCCCGGCCGCCGUCGCCACCACGGAGCUCUGACGCGCUGCAACGACUCGAGUGGCGGUUGCAGUUAUUAACGCCAUUGGAGUGCGAUUGUUUUCAAUAUGCACCUGAGCGCUGCCUUCACUUUGGCUUUAUCACUGCAUUCGUGUCUUUCUCGGCGUGCCGCUAGAUGACGCAUCAUGGCGAUUGAAACCACCACUACUUGAUGCUGUCGCGACAUCUAGCGGCACGACCGAGAAAGACGUGAAAUGCAGUGAUAUAAUGACAAUGUGAAGACGGUCUCUGGGGCACAGUUAAAAAAUUGCACUAUAGGCCGGUAUAGAGCAAAUAACCGAACAUGUCAGUUAUUUGUGGUCGUUCAAUACUUUUCGUUUUACCACCUUAUAAGAAAUAAUAUAAAUAAGAAAUACUUAUUUAAACAGCCACUAGUAAGAGGUUAAUUUUAGGGCAUGCAAAGCGUGCUUGAAGUUCAAUUUUUAGCACUAAUGCUAAAAGUGAAUCGCUGCUCAAAUGUUCUGGUAAAACUGUAAAUGCAACAAAGAAAACAACGUAUCGUAAAAUCAGCUACAACUGAUGUGACAUGAUACCCAAUUAAGUGAUUUGUAUAGUGAAAUUAAAAUAAAAAGAAAGUCGGAAGGCAGUAUAAACAAUAGUGUGUGCCACGCGCGAUACAUGUGAUUUUAUUACGGUGGUAGAAUUGCGCCACCUGGCUUGCCAACCUCGGGUAAAAACAUGUCCUACUCGGAAAACAAAAUGUCAGUUUUAUGACUCGCAUCAUAAAGAGCUAUCCUUUGCACUCUUCCGGCAUCUUCAGCUAUAACUCAUUUGUUUCGAUUGUCUUUACGGAUGGUGCAAAGUAAAUUUAAAAAUAUAUAUUUAUUACCUGUUCUAUUGCACGUAAUUUUUCAGGAGAAAAAUUCUUAAGAGUGAUUUUACGUUUCCCUGUUUAGUUGUAUUAAGACAAUAUAACAUAAGUUUUUACGAAAAUUUGUGAACACUCAACUAAUUUCAUCAUUUGUCGAAGGAUGGUAAUGAUAUUUUUCUUUCAAUAUGUAGAUACAUGGAUAGCGAAACUUUGUUUCGGUACAUUUCAAUAAAUCAUAAACGUUUCCGAUUUUAACAUAAUUUAUUGAACAAAUUCCAAAUUUAUUUCAGACACUAUUGUAAUUAAAUAUUAAAAUAUUAAUUUAAUUACCUGGCAAGUUUACUUGUUCCCAUCGGUUUUAAAUUCGAUGACUUUGCCGUCAGGAUCAUAUUUAAUUAUGUUUCUUUUAAUUAUCAACCGUUUACCAUCUUACCGCUUUCUUUCAUUUCGUUUAACUGCUUUCAAUUUUUUUAGUUUUCUAUAUUCCUAUGAAAAUUGGUAUUUCGAAAUACCGCUAUAAUUUAUGUAAUUUAUGCAGCAAAUUACAAGUUGUUGAGUUGUUGGCCUCACAGUAUUUUACAAUAGAAAUAUUUUGAAAAAAAUAUCAUUUAUGUUUUUGUCACACUAGGAAGUGAAGAUACUGUUUCAUAUAAGGCAAAAUAUAUUUAGAAAUGUGACAAAAACGCAAAUUGAUAAUACUUGUGUUAAGAGGUUCAAUGUUAAAUAUAAUAGUUAGUAUGAAUAAUAUUAAAUAAUGGUGAACUAUAUACUACGUGUUAUCUUACUGGGUAAAUUGUUUCUGUAAUUCUAAAAUGUUCCAGUAAGGAUGAAAUCUGAAUGAUGAAAUAUAAUUGUAAUAGAUAUUAGUAAGGUCCCUGAUAAUACAUCAUGAAAUACAGGAAAUAGCCAUUAAUAAUUUUAAAUAUUAAUUUCAUUUUGUAUAUGUCUUUUAAUAAAAAAGUUGUGAUAAUACA